Molecule: messenger RNA, 1596 nt
Organism: Paramecium tetraurelia
Lineage: Eukaryota; Ciliophora; Oligohymenophorea; Peniculida; Parameciidae
Exons: 5
Source: RefSeq, a predicted model, not a curated record
AUGUUCCAGCAGUAGGAACUUUACGAUCUGUAAAAGGAUUUUAUUAUAUAAACGGGUUAUACAUUUGGAAGGAAAUUGAAUGGAGUAAUUUCAAAAUCUCAAGAUAUAAUACAAUCUUUAAAAGUGCAUGUUUAUUUUUCAUGGUCAAAUAAAUAUUAGGAAGGAAAAUGGUUUGAAAAUGAUUUAGAAAAGAAAAGUAACUGUGAAUAGCUUGUAUUAUUAAAGGCACAAUCUUCAAUGGAAGGGUUUUUUGGAAAAUAAUUUGGAUUAUGGGUUGAAUGCAUAAGAAAUAAGUAGCAUGAAGUAUUUUUCAAAGGUUAAUAUGAAAAUGGUUAAAGAAUUGGAAAAUGGAAAUACUUUUGGAAGAAAAAUCUUAAUUCUCCUUAUGAGUUGAUUUGGGGGGGUUCAUAUGUUCAGGAGGAUGGAAAAUGGGUGUAGUUGAAUGAAGGUUUUAAUGAGGAUGACAUUUUAAGGAGAUUGAAAGAUUUUAAUAAAACGAAUAAGGAAGAGAUGAAGGCACUUACUUCAGAGUUUUCGAAAAUUUUAGAUCACAUUUAAAAUCCACCUGUAUUAGAGUAAUAAUAAGGAAUUUGGUCAUUUUCAGUUUCAAUUUGGUUUAAGGAUUUUCAGUUUGAAAAUGAAGAAUUCUUAAGGAAAUGCUUUGAGAAUGAUUGGAGUUACAGCAAAAUAUCAAAUUUAGUAACAAAUUAGGAUGAACUAAAUGAAGUCAAAAAUUUAAUUUGGAAAGAUUAUAAAAUGAUCAAAGAAACAUAUAAAUGGUAUUCAUCUAAAUCACCAUCUGGAGAAGUUUGGUCAAUUUCAAAUAAUGUAAUUUCUGAUUUCGCAUUCGAAACAGGAUUGUUUGAUAAAACAUUUAAGCUUUCUGAUUUGGAUCUUAAAUUUAUUGCAACUUGUGCUGCUUCAUUUGAAACUGAAAGAAAUCAUAGAAACCCUGAAAGAGCAUUGUGUAGAUAUCAAUUUAUGGAGUUCUUAGUGAGAGUCUCAAUGGUUAAAUACUUGGAACAUAAAUUAGCAAACAACAUAGCUGAGUCUGUAUAAUUGCUUUUAGAUCAAUGUAGACCUAUCAUGUAAAAAUUUGAUGCAUAAAAGUGGAGAGAUGAGAGGUACUUUAAUAAAUAAUGUGAUUAUUGUUUAAAACAUUACAAGCCUAAGCUAUAUAGUGUGUAUUAUAAAUAUUGCGUAAAAAAGGUCAAAUCAGGAUAAAAGAAAUAUAUGAACCUGGAAAAUUUGAGGAAAAUUUGGGUGAAAACAACAAAACUUGAUGAUAAUCACGAAUAAAAUUCGACAUUCAAUUUAUCGAUUGCUUCAUAAAUAGAUGAAUUAGAAAGUGACAGGAUCUUCUAAAUGAAUUUUGUAGAAUUUAUGGAAGCCAUAGCAAGAAUGGCUGAUAAGGUUUCAUUGCCUGUUGCUCAAGAUAUAGAUAAGAGUGAAGAACAACAUCAACAGUAGCCCUUGCAUAUCAAAUUAGAAAGGUUUAUUAUCAAAUUAGCCUAAAGUUGUGCAUUUAAAGAACAUAAAUUACAAUUUGGAAAUAAUGAAAAAAGCAUAUUUGUUUUUGAACAUCAUAACAAUUGA